GUUGGCGUUUUGGAGUUCAUCUUCUCUACCAAGAUGUCAGGUUCAAUUAUGGAAACGAGUCUUGUGUCGGAUACCAAGCCCGUCUCUACCCUCGAAAUCCAAGUAGACACCUCCGAUAUUGAUGGAGUGAAAGAGACGUCAACGAACGCCGAGCGUGUUCCAGAGAAGGUGGUUAAGGGGGAUUUGGAGAGUGUUUCCAUGGAGGAUGAUGAUCCAUGGGCCGCAGUCUUACCGGAGUUACGGGAGGAACAACAAUGGGCAUCUCUUAACACCCAACAACGAGUCAAGUUCGUCUUCUUCCUCAUCGUCAAGAUCAUCUUGCUAAUCGUCUUCAUGUACUUCUUCAUCUGCUCCUUGGAUUUCCUGAGCUCAGCUUUCCGCUUGCUUGGAGGACUUGCUGCUGGUGAUGUACUCAACGACCAUUUCCUGCUCAGUAAUCCAGUGUGUGGUCUCAUGAUGGGUGUUCUGGUGACUGUGCUGGUCCAGAGCUCGAGUACAUCCACAUCUAUUGUGGUUGCCAUGGUGUCUGCCGCCAUCAUCCCAGUCCGCCAGGCAAUCCCAAUCGUGAUGGGCGCUAACAUCGGUACCUCAGUCACCAACACCAUCGUGGCUCUUGGUCAGGCCAAGGAACGCAAUGAGUUUCGCCGGGCCUUCGGUGGUGCGACCGUCCAUGACAUGUUCAACUGGCUGACCGUCUUAAUCUUCUUCCCUAUUGAGAUUAUUACUCAUUACUUGGAGCUGAUGACAGAUCGCAUCUUGAGUGGUUUGGACCUUAUGGAGCAGGAUGUGGAAGUUGAGAUCUUGAAGGCUGUUACGGGACCAUUUACUAAACUCAUCGUACAGAUUGACAAAAGUGUGAUCACGAAGGUUGCUGAAGGAACUCUCAAUAUCUCGGACGCCAGACUCCUCAAAGUCUGCUCUACCAACUUAACAGAAACUUGCAAGUACAACCACAUCUUUGCCAAGACUACUAUGACAGAUACAGAAGUUGGUCUCAUCAUGUUAGCUGUGGCUAUUACCAUCCUCUUCGUCUGUCUCUUUGCAAUCGUCAAACUCCUUCACUCCAUGCUCAAAGGAAGCAUCGCUCUCCUUAUCCAGAAGUUCAUCAAUGCUGACUUCCCAGGGUAUCUGUCUUUCCUGACCGGCUACGUUGCGAUCCUAGUCGGUGCUGUAAUGACUUUCAUUGUUCAGAGCAGUUCUAUCUUUACGUCCGCCAUCACACCACUGGUAGGUAUUGGAGUCAUCAGUUUGGAGAGAAUGUACCCACUGACCUUAGGCGCCAAUAUCGGUACCACUGCGACCGGUUUGAUCGCAGCGUUAGCCACGUCAGGCGGAUCGCUUCGCAAUGCCCUCCAGAUCGCCCUGUGUCAUCUCUUCUUUAACAUCUCCGGUAUCUUAGUCUGGUAUCCGCUCCCCUUCAUGAGAAAGGUACCAGUAACUCUCGCGAAGAUUCUCGGGAACACGACGGCUGAUUACCGUUGGUUUGCUAUGCUGUACCUUGUCACGAUGUUCUUAAUCAUUCCGGCCAUUGUUCUUGGUCUUUCCAUUGCUGGGGUGGUGUACCUGCUAGCCAUUGGCAUACCGCUCUUCGUCUUCAUCGUUGUCGUCUCAAUCAUUAACAUUCUCCAGAGGAAGCUGCCUCGUGUUCUCCCUAAGAAACUCCACAACUGGGAGUUCUUGCCGUCUUGCCUGCAUUCCUUAGACCCCCUGGACAGGCUCUUCAGUUGCUCUUUCAUAAAGAGGAAUCUUGCUAAGAAAAAGGGAAAAGAAGAUUCUGCCCAAGGAGUUGAAAAUUAUGCCUUUAAUGGAGUCUAAGACAAUUGAGCAUUUCUAAAAGGAACACGUUGCCUUGGAUUGGACGAGUUGGUCUUUGAAAAGUGUUUGGAACCGUUUGUUUUCAAAU
Messenger RNA from Asterias rubens (European starfish), 1903 nucleotides. RefSeq names its product sodium-dependent phosphate transport protein 2B-like. Bases 34 to 1815 code for a protein of 593 amino acids. NCBI's taxonomy places the organism in Eukaryota, Metazoa, Echinodermata, Asteroidea, Forcipulatida, Asteriidae. The transcript is spliced from 6 exons. Gene Ontology annotation, molecular function: sodium:phosphate symporter activity. The record is from RefSeq and is a predicted model, not a curated record. Gene Ontology annotation, cellular component: membrane. Gene Ontology annotation, biological process: sodium-dependent phosphate transport.